CAAGAAGUUUUCUUUUAAUUCCCCCCAUACGUACGAUCAAUGGGGUUGAUGAGACACAAUAGGGUAAACCAGAUGAUAAGUUAUUCUAUAAUUGUUUUGUUCAUUUUUAUAGAGAUUUUCAUUAAUAUUAAGGGAAUUUUAUGUAAUAUUAACGUUGAUGGGAAUUAUAUAUCGGGAGUGGGAGAUCCCGGAAUGAGAAGGGAUGGCCUAAGGGUGGCCAUAGAGUCAUGGAAUCAAUGCAAUGAAGUUGGAGAAGAAGCUCCACGCUCCGGCAGCCCUAGGCUCGCUGACUGUUUCGAUAUCUAUUCUACUUCUCAGCUUAUCGAUUCAAAAGAAGAGAACACCUGUUUCCCAUGCAAUACGAUGCCGUACAUGUUGGUCCACAGAGUUACACCAGAAGAGAACGAACUAAAGACAGGAGAGCCCUUUCUUGGGCUUUCACCGCUGGCGCUAUAUGACCCAGACCUUUACGCUGCCGAAAAGGAGCUCUAUUUGGGCAUGAAAUGUGAAGUUCAAGAUCUCCCAAGCCCAUGGCAUUUCUGGAUGAUCAUGCUCAAGAGUGGGAACAUGGACACUUUUGCAGCUAAGUGUCCCAAAAAUGGGGUCAAGGUCGGACCUUUUGGACCCGAUAACAACUUCCCAUGUUUCGGAUCCGGGUGUAUGAACCAGCCUGCCAUUUACCAUGACUACACUACUUUGCAGGGUCCUGAUAUGAGCACCUUAAGGGGAAGGUUUUAUGGGACGUGGGAUUUGGAUGAUCAUCACAGUUUGGGUGGAUUAUCAACGGCGGGGAUUGAGAAUGUUAACUUUUCAUACCACUCCGUGAGUUGGGAGAAAGAGAUUGGAAAGGGAAGUUGGGUAUUCCAUAAUGUCUUGAGGACUUCAACCAAGUAUCCCUGGUUGAUGCUUUACUUGAGAUCGGAUGCCACAAAUGGGUUUUCUGGUGGAUACCAUUACCCCACUAGGGGAAUGUCCAAAAUUAUCCCAGAAUCACCAAACUUCAAAGUGAGAUUGACCUUGAACGUGAUCCAAGGCGGAGGUCCCAACAGCCAGUUCUACCUUAACGACAUCGGAAGCUGUUGGAAGAACGACGGCCGCCCCUGCGACGGCGAUGUGACGUCCGACGUGACCCGAUACAGCGAAAUGAUCAUCAACCCUAAGACCCCAGCAUGGUGCCAACCCAACAACCUCGCCCCCUGCCCUCCGUACCACACGUUCGCCGAUGGCAGCCGCGUCUCUCGACACGACACCGCUCGUUUCCCUUACUCGGCAUAUCACCUCUACUGCUCCCCAGGCAAUGCCCUACACCUUGAGAAGCCCUACACUCUCUGUGAUCCUUACAGCAAUCCUCAGCCUCAGGAGAUUGUGCAGCUUCUACCUCACCCUGCCUGGGCUGCCUAUGGCUAUCCCACCGCCCAAGGACAAGGCUGGAUUGGAAAUCCCACCACAUGGGAGCUCGAUGUUGGCAGAUUGUCCCAAUCUCUUUUCUUUUAUCAGGAUCCAGGGACGACUCCGGCUAAAAGGAAAUGGACGUCUAUAAAUUUGGGAACUGAAAUUUACAAAGACCCAAAUCAGGUUGCCGAGUGGACUGUAAGCGACUUCGACAUUCUUUUAACUAAGCCCUGAAGAGUGUACGUGAAGUCUUUAUAUAUAAAUAUAUUAUACAAAUUUUAUUGAGCACUUUAUAUUAGCUAGAGCUCCUUAUUGGGCCUAUAAUUCAAGGUUAGAAUUAAUUAGUACUUUACGCUUUUGUUUUGUUGUAUUUGUCUUUUUCUUUAUAUUUUAAGGCUUUGGGGAUACGAUCUCUGUACAGUAUUUGGAUAAUCAAGCAUCAAGGACAAUGUACGUAAUUAACUUACAGUUUUAUGUACAAUAUUUUACCAUAU
Molecule: messenger RNA, 1886 nt
Organism: Humulus lupulus (European hop)
Lineage: Eukaryota; Viridiplantae; Streptophyta; Magnoliopsida; Rosales; Cannabaceae
Exons: 4
Coding region: 40-1626 (528 amino acids)
Source: RefSeq, a predicted model, not a curated record